AGAGAGACUAGCGAGAGAGAGGGAGUUCAAGUAGUUUUCGCACGAAGAAGGUAGCUAAGCCUUAAAUUUGAGGGCGGGCCGGGUGUUAAUUAUUUUUAAUGAGUUUAAGGCACAUUGAGUCGACUCUCCCAGCUGGGUUUCGCUUCUGCCCUAGCGACGAGGAGCUUAUGUGCUACUACUUGCAGAAGAAGGUAGCUAACGAGAGUUCCUCCCGAGGAACCAUGGUCGAAGUCGAUUUGCACACUCAUGAGCCAUGGCAACUUCCAGAGGCGGCAAAGCUAAACGAGAAAGAGUGGUACUUCUUUAGCUUCCGAGAUCGAAAGUACGCGAGGGGUUGGCGAUCGAAUCGAGCGACCAAGAGUGGGUAUUGGAAGACGACGGGGAAAGAUCGCGUGGUUUCUGAUCCAAAAAGCCAUGAGGUUGUGGGAACGAGGAAGACGUUGGUGUUCUACCAAGGGAGGGCUCCCAAGGGGAGAAAGACUAAUUGGGUCAUGCAUGAAUUUCGACUAGGGAUGCUACAUGCACCUCCCAAGGAAGACUGGGUGCUCUGCAGAGUAUUUCACAAGAAGAGAGGCAUGGAGAAUGAGCAGGAGAAUAUCCACAAUCCGAGCUGCUCGACUCCGCCUCCUCUUCCUCCUGAUCAGCAUAUGCCUACUGACCAUUCAAUUAGAGUACUGUGCCAUGAACAGACGACGACGACGACUUCGCCGGCAUUCCCCAUUGAUCUCCCAGUACUGCAGGAGGGCAACUUUCUCGACUUGGCAUGGCUGCGCCACCACUUCAUCGAAGACAGUACUGGCUUGCUGUUGGAUGUGGGUUUAGACGGAGACAAAGAAUUGGAUGAUCAUGAGAUGGUGGUGCAAAGGCUCGGCGGAAUAAUGGAUGACAACUUUGGAGCUUGCAGUACUGGUUUAGGAGUUCGAGGUGGAAAUAAUUACAACGUCGAUCAGUUCAUCUUCCCCUGAUCGAUCCAAGCAAAUUAUAUAUAUCCAACACGACAAAUUCAUUUCGCAUAAUCUCUAGCUAGCUAGCAUGUGUAUAGGUACAGCAGUGUUGUUUUCUCUUUCGAAUUCAUGACACAAAAUAUUAUACGAGUUCAUGUUGUGAUUUUGUUAAUUUACUUG
This is a messenger RNA of Zingiber officinale, 1124 nucleotides long. RefSeq names its product protein CUP-SHAPED COTYLEDON 1-like. NCBI's taxonomy places the organism in Eukaryota, Viridiplantae, Streptophyta, Magnoliopsida, Zingiberales, Zingiberaceae. Gene Ontology annotation, biological process: regulation of DNA-templated transcription. The transcript has 3 exons. Gene Ontology annotation, molecular function: DNA binding. Bases 99 to 965 code for a protein of 288 amino acids. The record is from RefSeq and is a predicted model, not a curated record.